AUGUCGUGCUUUGCUCUCCUCCUCUGCUUCCUAACCACCGCCCUCUCUGCCGCUCCUCCUUACCCGCCCACAGACCAAAUCCUCAUGUGUUGUGGCUCAGAGUCAAGUAUAAAAGAUGACAACGAACGUAGCUGGGACGAUGAUGCUCAUUCCAAGUAUGCACCACCAAACAUCGCUACCACGUCUAUAGCCUCUGCACCAACAGAACAAGUCUCUUCUGUCCUGAAUUCCGCCCCUUACACAAGAGCUCGUAUUUUCCAAUCCCAGUUCACCUACACUUUUCCAGUCCUGGCCGGACCCAAAUUUCUCCGCCUCUACUUUUUCUCUGCCACCUACUCCGGCCUUGAUAAAAACGUAUCCUUCAACAAAAAUGAAUCCUUCUUUACAGUCACUGCCAAUGAAUUCACACUUUUGAGCAAUUUCAAAAUUCCUUAUUUCCGAGACUACGUCACAUGGGUUAGUGAUGAUGGCCGCCACGGAGAGAGAAAGCUGAACCUUUCUUUGUUCCCAAACACUAUGCACCAUCCUUUGUACAACAAUGCGCUCUUAAAUGGCUUAGAAAUCUUCAAACUCAGUAAUUCUAGUCAUAGUCUUGCUGCAGCCAACCUUGAACCUAUUCUGAAUUCUUCGCCGCCAGGACCAGAUAUUAGUCAGCUUCAUGAUUUUUCGGCGCUGCCAAAGGGUGAAAGACUCGAGCACAAAUGCCCCGGAGUCAUCACGGGUCCCACCUUCGUCCACGUCAAAAUCAGCCACGAAGACCAGUGGUUCGGGUCCAUCCCUACUAUCUGA
This is a messenger RNA of Fraxinus pennsylvanica, 789 nucleotides long. The record is from the annotation of a GenBank genome assembly. NCBI's taxonomy places the organism in Eukaryota, Viridiplantae, Streptophyta, Magnoliopsida, Lamiales, Oleaceae.